Messenger RNA from Setaria italica (foxtail millet), 1155 nucleotides. Its product is annotated as RING-H2 finger protein ATL56. The transcript has a single exon. The record is from RefSeq and is a predicted model, not a curated record. The coding region runs from base 204 to 815 and encodes 203 amino acids. Lineage: Eukaryota; Viridiplantae; Streptophyta; Magnoliopsida; Poales; Poaceae.
UUUGCCCUCACGCCGACCUGUGCCCGCCAAAAGCUCAAGAUAGAGGGAGCCCUUCCAAUUCCGGCUGGGUCUCUCCACCGAUCCCCCAAAAAUCUUGCCUUUCCCAGCCGGAUAUUCCAACCCCACACCGCGGCACCGCCCGAGCGGCCGAGCCUCCCGCUCCCGCGAGCCGCGCCAAGGAAGCCGCCCACCUCCUCACCCGAAUGGCCCCGCCCGCUCCCCCAGCCGGCGCGUGCGAGCUCCUCCUCCCCGCCGCGCCCGCGCACGCGCCGGAGGAGCACCAAGCUCCUCCUCCUCCUCCUCCUCCUCACCAUGACCGGGACGUCGCCAAGAGCCGGCGUCACGGCCCCCGCACCCAGGGCGCCGGCGCGCGCAUCCUGUCCGUCGGCGUGCAGGCGGCGGUGAUGGCGGCCGCGAUCGCCAUCUUCCUCCUCUUCGCCGCGGCGUCCGCGUUGCUCCUCCUCGUCCUCGUCGUCGCCGCGCGCGCCUUCCGCCACCACCGCGGCAGCCGCUACCGCGUCCCGUCGCUCGACCCUUCUUCCCCCGCGCCGUCGCCGCUCCGCACGGGGCUCUCGCCCGCCGACCUCCUCCGCCUCCCCAGCUUCGCCUUCCCCUCCGGCUCCUCCCCGCGCGACGGCGACGGGACCCCCAACACCGUGUGCGCCGUGUGCCUCGAGGCCGCGACCGCCGGUGAGCGGUGGCGCGCCAUGCCGGCCUGCCGGCACGCGUUCCACGCCGCCUGCGUCGACCGGUGGCUCGCCAGGUCGCCCGCCUGCCCCGUCUGCCGCGCCGCCGUCGCCGCCCCGACGAGCUGAUGCCGCCGAUCCUCGCCCACGCGCGGGCGUGCAGGUUUGGUUCUCGUUCGGUGCUCGACAGAAUUUCGUGAGUCUUGCCGUGUAGCGAUUGAUCGUGUAGUGAUUGAUAGCUGUCGUACACUCUGUAUGAUGAAACCUUCUGCUGUUGCAAAGAGAGAAGACGCAGAAAUGGAAAUAAACCCAUAAAAGCUUGCCAUUUCUAAGAAUCUUUCGAUGUUAACUUCACGGUAUUGUGAAUUCCAUGCUUUGCGUUGUAGUGCAAACAUGCGAAUUCUGAUGCAUGAGGAUUUGUUUGCUGCAACUUUCAGUAUGGGGAUCAAUGAUUGAUGGGCACACUCAA